Messenger RNA from Tigriopus californicus, 3065 nucleotides. RefSeq names its product coatomer subunit beta'-like (gene beta'COP). The record is from RefSeq and is a predicted model, not a curated record. The transcript is spliced from 10 exons. NCBI's taxonomy places the organism in Eukaryota, Metazoa, Arthropoda, Copepoda, Harpacticoida, Harpacticidae. Gene Ontology annotation, biological process: intracellular protein transport; retrograde vesicle-mediated transport, Golgi to endoplasmic reticulum; intra-Golgi vesicle-mediated transport. The coding region runs from base 16 to 2991 and encodes 991 amino acids. Gene Ontology annotation, cellular component: COPI vesicle coat. Gene Ontology annotation, molecular function: protein binding; structural molecule activity.
AGCUAUUGACUCGACAUGUAUGAGUUGUCACAACAUUUCUCCACUUUUCCCGUCCAGCCUCUCAGCCUCUCAGCCUCUCAGCCUCUCAGCCUUCGUAUUCGCCCGUCUAGCGCUGGAAGAAGUUGGACUCCGUUUCUCAGGCUUCUUCAUCCACUCCAUCCCAUCUUCCGGCCGCCCUCUCGACGUCUUCUGACUUGGCCAGAUCCGAAUCGUCUCUCUCGUGGGCUUGACUACCGAUUGGCCCCUCAUCGCUCCUUGCCUCCCUCCCAUCCCGGGUUCGAGCCCGCUCCCGACCAACUACUGGUUAACGCCAGGAUGCCUUUACGAUUGGAUAUCAAACGCCGUUUAACGGCUCGGAGUGAUCGGGUGAAAUGUGUGGAUUUGCAUCCCAGUGAGCCGUGGAUGUUGGCCUCGUUGUACAACGGCAAUGUGCACGUGUGGAACUACGAGAAUCAGACCUUGGUCAAGUCCUUUGAGGUGUGCGAUUUGCCGGUGCGUGCCGUGCGUUUUGUGGCCCGCAAGAACUGGAUCCUGACCGGAUCCGAUGAUAUGAUGAUCCGUGUUUUCAAUUACAACACAUUGGAGCGACUCCAUCAGUUCGAGGCUCAUUCGGAUUAUGUCCGUUGCAUGGCCGUCCAUCCCAGUCAACCUUACUUGUUGACCAGCAGCGAUGACAUGUCAAUCAAGUUGUGGAACUGGGAGAAGAAUUGGGUCUGUCAACAAGUGUUCGAAGGCCACACCCAUUACGUGAUGCAAAUUGUGAUCAACCCCAAGGACAACAACACCUUCGCGUCGGCUUGUCUAGAUCGAACCGUCAAAGUCUGGCAGCUAGGUUCGGCCACGCCUAACUUCACCCUCGAAGGCCAUGAGAAAGGCGUCAACUGUGUAGAUUACUACCACGGCGGGGACAAACCCUACUUGAUGUCGGGCGCGGAUGAUCGUCUCAUCAAAAUCUGGGACUACCAAAACAAAACCUGUGUCAAGACCCUGGAGGGACACGCCCAAAACAUCUCGGCUCUCACCUUUCACCCCGGCUUGCCCAUCAUUCUCACCGGUUCCGAAGAUGGAACGGUGCGGAUUUGGCACGCCAACACGUAUCGCUUGGAGAAUACAUUGAACUACGGCUUAGAGCGUGUUUGGACCAUAUCUGCCUUGAAGGGCUCGAACUCUGUGGCCAUUGGUUACGAUGAAGGCUCCAUUAUGGUCAAGCUGGGACGAGAAGAGCCCGCCAUGUCCAUGGAUGUGGGUGGGAAGAUCGUUUGGGCGAAACAUAGCGAGAUUCAGCAAGCCAACCUCAAGUCCAUGGCCGAUUCCGACUUCAAAGAUGGCGAACGGUUGCCCUUGUCGAUCAAGGAUAUGGGCAGUUGCGAGGUCUAUCCUCAAACCAUCAAGCACAAUCCCAAUGGAAGGUUCAUCGUUGUGUGCGGCGAUGGCGAAUACAUCAUUUACACCGCCAUGGCUUUGAGAAACAAAGCCUUUGGCUCAGGUCACGAGUUUGUGUGGGCCGUGGAUCCAUCUCAGUAUGCCGUUCGAGAAAAUAGCUCCAGUAUCAAAACAUUCAAGAAUUUUAAGGAGCGGAAGACCCUCAAACCAGAUUGCGGAGCCGAGACCGUUUUCGGAGGUCACCUCCUCGGUGUGAAAUCGCCUUCUGGUCUGUCAUUUUUCGAUUGGGAGACUUUGGCCUUAGUCCGCCGCAUCGAGAUCCAACCCAAGAGUGUGUUUUGGUCGGAAAACGGCGAUCUCGUUUGCAUAAGCACAGAAGAGAGCUACUUCAUUCUCUCUUACGAUCAGAGCGCCUACAACGAAGCCGUGGAACAAAACUCCGCCGAAGAAAGCGAGGAUGGCGUAGAGGCCGCUUUCGAGGUCUUGGGUGAGGUGAAUGAAGCAGUUCGGACCGGACAAUGGGUGGGCGAUUGCUUCAUCUAUACCAACUCUUUAAACCGAUUGAACUACUAUGUUGGAGGCGAAAUUGUCACCAUCUCUCAUUUGGAUAGGACCAUGUACAUCUUGGGCUACAUCCCGGCUGACAACAAGCUCUAUUUGAGCGACAAGGAGUUGCAUGUGGUAUCUUUCCAAUUGCUCCUGAACGUGUUGGAGUACCAAACAGCCGUCAUGCGGCGUGACUUUGAAACUGCUGAUAAGGUUUUGCCCGCUGUGCCCAAGGACCAGCGAACCCGUGUGGCUCAUUUCUUGGAGAAGCAAGGCUUUAAAGAGCAAGCCUUGGCCGUGUCCAUGGACCCAGACCAUAAAUUCGAAUUGGCCAUCCAGCUGGGCAAGAUCGAGGCGGCCUACAAGUUGGCUCAGGAGCUUCAAAGCGAACAGAAGUGGAAGGAUUUGGCGGAUGUGGCCACCGAGAAGUGCCAGCUCGAUCUGGCUCAAGAAUGUUUGCACAAGGCUCAGGAUUUCGGUGGAUUGCUACUCUUGGCCACGGCUACUGGCAACGAAAAGGGAUUUUCAAUGCUGGCUGAUUCGGCAGAAACCCAAGGCAAGAACAAUGUGGCUUUCCUGUCAAAGUUCCUGGUGAAUGAUCUCGAAGGGUGCUUGAAUCUUCUCAUCAAUACGAAGAGAUUGCCCGAGGCCACCUUCUUCGCUCGAACCUAUUUGCCCAAUAGGACCUCGGAGACACUCAAAUUGUGGAAGGAGCACAUUGGCACCAUUUCCGAGAAAGCUAGCCAGAGUCUGGCGGAUCCCGUGGAAUAUCCCAACCUCUUUCCCGAUUUCAAACAUGCGAUGACCACUGAAGAAGAAAAGGAAGAAAAGGAUUUGUUGGAGCAAAUAGAUGACGACGAUCAUGAUAAAUACAGGGAAAAGUCGAAACCCAAAGACGAAGAAAAAGAAAAGGAGUCGACUGGCACGAUGUCGCCGUCGGAACAAGCGAUAUUGGAUGAUUUGGAUGAGGAUAUCAACAAAGGCCUGGAGAACCUCGACUUAGAUACCAUUGACACUUCCGGGAUCAACAUCAAUGACGAAGAGGAUCUUUUAAGCGAUUGAUUGGAUUGUUUUUCAUUGCUAUUUAUAUUUUUAUUGCGGUGUUUUCGAAUAUAUUAUGAGCGAAGUUGUCGUGA